ACCAUGCUAGAAAAACUGAAACGACUUUACAACAAAGAUGAUUUCGACUAUUCAACUGGGCAGGUUCACCCAUACAAGUUUCAUCCGACGUUUUAUUUUAUUUUGAAAGCGUUUACUGUAAUAGACGAACCGAUACCGAAAUGGAGUUACUUGUCUCUCGCGGUAAACGUAUUCGACGCAUCAGUGGCCGUUGUUUUUGCGGCCAUCUCAACUUUUCAUGGCAUUGCCUUACUCGAUAUCUCAAUCACGACCGAGGCUGGCGUGUAUUGUAUCGUGCUCAUGUACAAGUGCCUGAUUCUUACCUGCACACAACUUGAUAAGAAACACUAUCAUUGUUUCUUGAGGGUUCUGAGAGAGGAUUUCCGAUAUGUGUGUACUGAAGGAGUUAAGUACAGGGAGAGAUUCUUCCAAAACCAACUGGAAACAUGGAAAGUAUCCCUAUGCUCCGUAAUAUUCACGUUCGGUAUAGCAGUUGGCAUGGUUUCCUUCGCUCUGGUGUCCCUCCUUUUCUACUUCAUGACGAGAACCCCUGGCGACGGCAGCCAGAGACCGUUACUAGUUCCCUUUUGGUUCUAUGACCUCGACUUUGGAAAAACGCCUAUUUAUGAAAUAGCCUUGAACUUUUCCAAUUUCUGCUUUGUAAUGUAUGCGUACAACUAUGUUUUUAUGAUUCAAACCCAAGUGGUAUGGGUGAGGCAAAUCGCAACAAAAGCCGAUUUGGUGAUUUGGGCUAUCCAAGAUCUUUUGCAGGACGUCCACCCGGCCACCAGCGAAGAAGAGAAAGUGCACUACGCACAGCUAAUUAAAUACAGGAUGAGGGAAAUUGUCUCGCAACAUCACUCCAUGUACACUUUGAUGGAGGCUUACGCUGGUGUUUACAAGAAAUUAUUAAUGUUUGAGCAAAAACUUUGUGGCCCUGUGGUCUGCUUGACAGCCUACUGUACCGCCGAGAAAUUGGACGAGGGGGAAUUCAAUGCUAUACUAGUAUUGCUUUGUGUUGCAACAGUCACGUUAGUGUUCAUUCCGUGCUAUUUGUGCACCUUUCUGGGAUUAAAAGUGAAAUCAAUAAGUGAUGCUUGCUGGAACAUUUCGUUUUGGAAUGCGGGCCGUGAGAUACGGCCAUACUUGGUCCUUAUCAUGCAGCGAUCAUUGCGCCCACUCCCGCUCCAAGCCCCUGGCUUUGAAGAAAUUUCUAUACAAACAUUUUCUACAAAAAUGACUAAUGCUUAUUCAUUAUUCAACAUGCUACGACAGACCAGCAUAUAG
This is a messenger RNA of Leguminivora glycinivorella, 1266 nucleotides long. RefSeq lists its product as uncharacterized. The record is from RefSeq and is a predicted model, not a curated record. Gene Ontology annotation, cellular component: plasma membrane. The transcript is spliced from 8 exons. Bases 4 to 1266 code for a protein of 420 amino acids. Gene Ontology annotation, biological process: detection of chemical stimulus involved in sensory perception of smell; sensory perception of smell. Lineage: Eukaryota; Metazoa; Arthropoda; Insecta; Lepidoptera; Tortricidae. Gene Ontology annotation, molecular function: odorant binding; olfactory receptor activity.